This is a messenger RNA of Drosophila ficusphila, 544 nucleotides long. RefSeq names its product bursicon (gene Burs). Lineage: Eukaryota; Metazoa; Arthropoda; Insecta; Diptera; Drosophilidae. The record is from RefSeq and is a predicted model, not a curated record. The transcript has 3 exons. Gene Ontology annotation, molecular function: BMP binding; receptor ligand activity. Gene Ontology annotation, biological process: animal organ morphogenesis. The coding region runs from base 23 to 544 and encodes 173 amino acids.
CAUCUGCAGUCGGGCCGACGAGAUGCUGCGCCACCUGCUCCGCCACGAGAACAACAAGGUCUUCGUCCUGAUCCUGCUCUACUGCGUCCUGGUCAGCAUCCUGAAACUCUGCACGGCGCAGGCAGAGAAUUCCCUAACCGCCACAGAUAAUGACAUCACUCAUCUCGGAGACGAUUGCCAGGUGACGCCCGUCAUUCAUGUGCUCCAAUAUCCUGGCUGUGUGCCCAAACCGAUUCCCUCGUUCGCCUGCGUGGGUCGCUGUGCAAGUUAUAUUCAGGUUUCGGGCAGCAAAAUCUGGCAGAUGGAGCGGUCGUGCAUGUGCUGCCAGGAGUCUGGCGAGCGGGAGGCAGCCGUCUCCCUCUUCUGCCCCAAAGUGAAGCCCGGCGAGAGGAAGUUCAAGAAGGUGCUGACCAAGGCUCCGCUGGAGUGCAUGUGUCGGCCGUGCACCUCCAUCGAGGAAUCCGGCAUCAUUCCACAGGAGAUCGCAGGGUAUUCGGACGAGGGUCCUCUGAACAAUCACUUCCGGCGCAUCGCACUGCAGUAG